Messenger RNA from Cordyceps fumosorosea ARSEF 2679, 510 nucleotides. RefSeq names its product SCF complex subunit Skp1. The transcript is spliced from 4 exons. Bases 1 to 510 code for a protein of 169 amino acids. Gene Ontology annotation, biological process: SCF-dependent proteasomal ubiquitin-dependent protein catabolic process; mitotic cell cycle. The record is from RefSeq and is a predicted model, not a curated record. Gene Ontology annotation, cellular component: nucleus; cytoplasm. Gene Ontology annotation, molecular function: cullin family protein binding. Lineage: Eukaryota; Fungi; Ascomycota; Sordariomycetes; Hypocreales; Cordycipitaceae.
AUGGCCGACCCGUCCAAGGCGAAGAUCUGGCUGAUGACCAACGACGGCGUCAAGAUGGAAGUCGACCGCCCCGUCUGCGAGCGCUCCAUUCUCAUCAAGCACCUUCUCGAGGAUCUCGGUUCCGACAACAUUUCCGAGGCCAACCCAGUCCCCAUCAUGAACGUGAACGAGGCCGUCAUGCGCAAGGUCAUCGAGUGGUGCGAACAUCAUCGCAACGAUCCCGCCCAGGGCCCCGAUGAUGAGUCGGAUGCCCGCAAAAAGACCACGGACAUCGAGGAGUGGGAUCAAAAGUUCAUGCAGGUCGACCAGGAAAUGCUGUUCGAGAUCAUUCUCGCCUCCAACUACCUGGAUAUCAAGCCCCUUCUGGAUGUUGGCUGUAAGACCGUCGCCAACAUGAUCAAAGGCAAGUCGCCUGAGGAGAUCCGUAAGACUUUCAACAUCACCAACGACUUCACACCCGAAGAGGAGGAGCAGAUCCGCCGUGAGAAUGAAUGGGCCGAGGACCGCUAA